UCAUCAUCCUUUGGGUAUGUACCACUUUUUCCUCUAUCUUCAAAAAUCAUUUUCUCACAAACACACCCUUUGGAUCAUAAAACACACCAAAAUAUUUGAAAAUAUUAGAUAAAUACAUACUCAAACAAAUACGAAUACACAAAAGUUUUUUGAAAAAUUAAUUCAUUUGACGAAAAACCUUUGAAUUCAUUCAUAUAUUCAUAUAUACCUUUAACAAUUUCAGUUCUUCAUUGAUUUUUUGUCUUGUUUUGUUUUAUAUUAAUUGCACAAAUUUUGAUUUUUCUUCGGUCAAAUUCGGCGGAAAUUUUGUUUGAAUUUAGAAAUUCAGAGUUCUGCAAAUUCUAAUUGAAUGAUAAUUAGGAGAACAGGAGGUAAAAAGUUAGGGUUCGGAAAUUUGAGGUUCGAUCGAAGAGCCAAGGUUUUUCCGGCAUCGACGGAGGAGAUUGAUAAUAUGGAGGUUAAGGUUUGUAGUCCUGCUGGAGAUAUAUUGAGGAGGACGGUGGCCGGAGGUGGUGCUGUUGGUGGAGGAGGAGAGAGAAAGUUUAGCCAUGAAAGUGAGCAUGACUUGGCGUUAAUGGUGAGCGAUUUUCUUGAGAACAAUGGAAGCUGCGGUGCUGAUUCAUUGUGUAGCAGUGACAACGAGUCUGGCUUCUCCGAUCUUCACCACCUCGCCGACAAGAUUUCGUUCUUUAAGCGCUCGGUGGAUCAGUAUGAGAGUGACUUGCAGUCUGUGGUCCAAUCUCUCUUACUUUCUAUGGAUGUAAAGGAGCUUCAGCUUGUUAAAUCUGGUCUAUGCUAUGGAAGCUGUAUUCGUUAUGCUUUGGUGAAGCUUCUCAGAUCGUCAGGCUACGAUGCUGCAGUAUGUGCUUCAAAAUGGCAAGGUUGUAACAAGGUGCCUGGAGGCGACCAUGAAUACAUUGACGUGGUGAAUUACUUAAAUGACGGAAGCACAGAACGUUUGAUAAUUGAUAUUGAUUUCCGAAGCCAUUUUGAGAUAGCAAGAGCUGUUGAAUCAUAUGACAAGAUUUUGAAAUCUCUUCCAGUUGUUUUUGUGGGAUCCUUGAUAAAGCUGAAACAGUUCCUUCAAGUUAUGGCUGAAGCUGCAAGGGUAUCUCUGAAGCAGAACUCUAUGCCUCUUCCUCCAUGGAGAUCCCUUGCUUAUUUACUAGCUAAGUGGCAUUCACCUCAUCAGAGAAUGGUGGUAACUUUAGAAGAACAGAAUACUAAUAAUAGCUCUACUACAAUCACGACCCAUAAACAGUGCAAUGGUCAUCUAAGGCAGUUGCAGUCCUCCCUUCAGUCGGAAAUUGGAACCGAGCGAUUGCUGAAGCCUAUAAAGAGUGAUACAAGCAGAAGACUGAAACUUGAAAGGAGGAAAAUCUCUUCAUUCAGGACACCUUGAGCUCAUGUACAGAAGAAGUUUUUGCUGCGGGAAUUGUGACUUACAUUGAGAGAUACUUUUUUUUUUUUUGUUCUUUUUUCUAAAACUUACAAAACCCAAAAAUUCUUUCACUUCAAGAAUAGGGGAAUACAAUCGACAAUGAGAUCAUCUCAUAGUUCAAGAAAUUUACAACACAAGCAACGACAUGUCGGCUUCAUUCCACGUUCAAGAAAUCUUGCUUCAUUUUGCGUUCUUAAAUCUCAUUGCCGGGAAUCCCUUGAUUCUAAAGCAUUCUUGAUUCUUUCUUUUUCCUUUUUCCUUUUUUUUUUUUUUUUUCUGGAUCUUGUAAUACGGAGUAGCUUUUACCAUGUUUUCGGCAUAGCCUAUAAAAAUGUAUUCCUGGACCGUCAUUUUUAGGUUCCCAGGAGAUUUUGUCAUAUUCGUUUUCUUCCAUUUUGUAUUCUAUACUCGUUGAUGUAAUCUCCAAUAAUAUUAUUGUUAAAUAACUUAUGCAGUAAAUUAAUAUU
Molecule: messenger RNA, 1908 nt
Organism: Spinacia oleracea (spinach)
Lineage: Eukaryota; Viridiplantae; Streptophyta; Magnoliopsida; Caryophyllales; Amaranthaceae
Exons: 3
Coding region: 350-1402 (350 amino acids)
Source: RefSeq, a predicted model, not a curated record